Molecule: messenger RNA, 1964 nt
Organism: Rhinichthys klamathensis goyatoka
Lineage: Eukaryota; Metazoa; Chordata; Actinopteri; Cypriniformes; Leuciscidae
Exons: 7
Coding region: 155-517 (120 amino acids)
Source: RefSeq, a predicted model, not a curated record
UGCACAUCACAUCACUACAGUAACAGCAGCGCAUAUUCCCGUCCGCCAGUGUGUGUGUAUGUCACAGUAUGUGUGUGAGCCGCCGCCAGUGGAAGUGGAACGAGCGGGUCACUUCUGACAAGUGAGAUGGUGAGAGGGGGGAGAGAGUGAGGCCAUGGGCUGCACCUCGGCUAAGCAGGUGUCGGCUGUGCCCACCGACGAAGAGGGCCGGGGCAAAGCCUACAGCAAUGGAGACCUUUUCACUGAUGAAUAUAAGAAUAAGGGAGUGGAGGAGGUGAAGUAUAUGCGUGGAGAAGAGGACAGAGUAAACGCACGCAACCAGGAGAACCUCCAGGAGAACCUGGAGAAGAGCUCGGCUCUGCACAGGACCAAACAGCACAAAGAGGUGCCUGGGCCCAGCGCCAAUAAGACUAACAUACAUACAUCAGAGAGCCAGCAGGAGUUCUUCAAAAUGCUGGAUGAGAAGAUUGAGAAGGGGCGGGACUACAGCUCCGAGGAGGAAGACGAUGUGACAUAGCAGAGAGGUGCCAGAUCUUGCCAGAGAUGGGAAUGGAGAGAGAGUGUGAACUCAAAAAUCAGUGUUUCCUAUGUCUGUAACACUGUCGAUCUGAGAGCGAGUGUGCGUGCGAGUGCGUGAGAGAGUGUGCUUGUGAGAGCGAAAGAACGCAGGACUUUUCCUCAUAGGCUGUUUGCACCCUUGACCUCUUCUCCUCUCUUGGGGUUGCCUUGCUUCGAGAUCUAGAUGGUUUUGGGUGAAGAAAGAACAGCUUGAUUGAUGUAUUAUCAACAUAGACUCACUCUGACAUGAAAUGAGGACCCCCCCCCAUCCACUCCGCUCUUGUCCUCCUACGGCCAGCAUUGAAAUGGCCCCUUUCUCCGCCUGGCUGUGAUGGAGCCAUCUGAGAAAGAGAGAUUAUGUCGGGGAAAGCGAGAUGCUCCUCCCAGUCCUUGUUUUAAGUGGCAAGCCAGAGGAAAAAACGGACAUAUGGAGAAACGGGAAGAGAGCUUACAAACAUCAUCUGGAGAUAGUGGGGAGUGAAUGUAAAGAUGAAGUGUUGCGGGUUUUUUGGGGGGAGAGGGUUUGAACGAGAGAUAUUUUAUUAAGAGCGACUAUAUGACCGAACUGUCUGAUUAUUUUGAUAAGAGCAAUGUGGCAAGUUUUAGAACAUUUGAUCUGGACUCCUGCCUUUUGAAGGACUUUUUUAAAUUUGUGGACUGUUCCAUAAUGUUUAUUUUUAUUGUUUUUUAUUGCAUAGAUCAAACCUCCUCAAGCUUGUGCUAUAAAGGUCAGGGCUGUGCAGUGACCCCAUAACACACUCGCUCGUGCGCACACACAUACAUAGAGAAAGACUUAAAGCUAAAAUAAUCACCACACCCUCUUUCCACAUACAAGUUCUCACUUUCAAUUUGUAUAUUCUGCUAUUAUUUGUAAAAUUCUCACAAAAGGGACGGAAAUAGUCUCACUAGUUACCAGCAGUUACCCUCACACAUAUCCAAAUAUACCCAUUACAGCCACCCAUAAACAGGCAGCAUUUAACUUAAAGAUCUGAAUUGACUUUUUAUGCUGUCCAAUGAAAGAACUGGGGUUGUCUGUUUUUUUUGUGUGUGUUUCGAGGCCUGUGUUUGUGUUAAUCUGUGUCAGAGAGCCAGGUCUGACUGUGUUAAUCGAUGUCAAACGGAUGAAAUGUUUGUCGUAGACCUGUGUAUGUUUAGCUACAGUGUUAACCUCUGUUCCUCGCCCUGCCUUUCUCACUUAUUAGUAUUUAUUUAGUCGUGUUGGCUAAAAUGCAUCUGGUUGUCAGCCUGUACACUUACAAUUCAUGGAUACCACCAAACCAGUAUGAGGUGGGGUGGGGUCACUUUAAGUACACAGCGUUGGCCAAGCAUCUGUCAUUAUAAUUACUGGAUUGAAUCCUUUUUUAUGUUCAAUGUUUUCUUUUUCUAUUAAAAUAUAAGACACAGGA